Messenger RNA from Cuscuta campestris, 2198 nucleotides. The record is from the annotation of a GenBank genome assembly. Lineage: Eukaryota; Viridiplantae; Streptophyta; Magnoliopsida; Solanales; Convolvulaceae.
GAAAAUCUAUUUAUUGCGACCCCUUUCAUCGUCUUCCUCUCUCGGUUUCUGUGAAACGCUUGCGAAUUCUCCUGGAACAGAGAUUGGAGCAAGGACGAGGAUCGGAAUAAUUGCUGUUACCUCUAAUUGAACAAUGAAGCCCAGAUUAACAUCAGCUGCGAUUCUAUUUGCAUUGUUUCUCUUCGCCGUGGAAUCAAAAACCCUUGAUCCGUAUAAGGCGCUUGGGGUUGACAAAAAUACAAAUCAACGGGAUAUUAAGAAAGCUUUCCAUAAGCUUUCGCUGAAAUAUCAUCCUGAUAAGAACAAAGAUAAAGGGGCACAAGAGAAAUUUUCUGAGAUUAAUAACGCAUAUGAAAUUCUUUCUGAUGAGGAGAAGAGGAAGAACUAUGAUCUCUAUGGAAAUGAAAAGGGGGCUCCUGGAUUUGAUGCUGGAAGUGGUGGAGACUAUGGUGGAUAUACACACUUUGCAAGUGGUGGUCCGGGACAAAGUGGGUUCAAUUUCAAGCCUGGUGGUUGGCAAAAUAUGGGUGGACAAGGAGGCUCAAAAUCAUUUUCUUUUUCUUUUGGGGGAAGUCCUGGUAGUGGUUCUGGCUUAGAUGAUAUUUUUGCCAACUUUUUUGGAGGCGGCAUGGGAGGUGGAAUUAAUUAUGGCGGUUCUAGUAGACAGGAGAGAACUCAAUCUCAGUCUGGAACUAGUAGUACCAUAAAGAGUAUCCCAUCUAUAAAUUCAGCAACCUUCAGGAAAGAAAUAGCUGAGAAGGGCAUUACCGGGCUCUUUCUAUCGUAUACAUCAAAUGUAAAAGGUGUUGAACAUUAUGAAUCUGUCAUAGGUGAAGUUGCCCGCUCACUGCAAGGAGCAAUAAAGGUAGGAAAGAUAAAUUGUGUUACUGAGUCAUCUCUUUGCAAGGAGUUCGGCUUACAUCCACGCAGUGCACCUAGGCUGUUUGUAUAUUCGUUUAAAUCAAUUGACAGUGGUUCCAUGCUUGAGUACCUUGGUGACUUGGAUGUUAGAAGUGUGAAAAUUUUCUGCCAGGAGCAUCUUCCUAGAUUAUCAAAACGUGUCAACAUAAAUCACUUUGAUAUUGCUUCUGGUGGUGCUGGAGGUCUACCAAAAGUCAUGCUCCUGUCCACGAAAAAGGACACUCCAGUUAUCUGGAAGGCUCUUAGUGGCUUAUAUAGAAAAAGUUUCGUUUUCUAUGAUGCAGAGGUUCUUGAUGUGUCUGAUCCUGAUGCCAGAAGAUUAGGAGUCGAUGCUCUUCCAGCACUCGUUGGUUGGAUGUCAAAUGGGGAGAAACAUAUUUUGAAGACAGGGAUUGCUGUAAAAGACCUAAAAUCUGCCAUUCAAGAUUUAAGUGGUUUACUUGAGAACUUUGAGAAGAAGAACAAUAAGGCAGGGUCGGCACAAAAGGGAGGGUCUGAGUCUAAACAAAUCCCCCUUCUUACAGGAUCUAACGUUGACGAUAUUUGUGGAAAGAACUCUCCUGUCUGCAUAGUUGGCGUUUUCAGGUCCUCUAAAUCUAAGGAUAAGCUAGAAAAGAUUCUAUCAUCUGUCUCUCAAAAAUCACUAGUGAGAAGGCAGAGCACACCUUAUGGCAUGAGAGAAUCAGUUUCCUACGCGCUCCUAGAUGGUACCAAACAGGAGCAAUUCUUGAAGGCUUUCGACAAGUCAGGGUUUAAACAAGCAGACCGUCUCUUGCUUGCCUACAAACCAAGAAGAGGAAAGUUUGCUGUGUUUAAAGGCGAAGUGACUGAAGAGGAGGUAGAGAAGUUUAUCAGCAAUGUCAUAACUGGGGACACACAAUUUUCUCAGACAAAACAAAAACCAUCUGCUUGAUGAUUAUGCCACUCAGGUCAGUUCUUACAUGUAUACUCAAACGCAAUCGAGUUGCGAUGAGCUCAUGCGUCUGAAAGCCUGAGCAGGGCUGGUCAAAGGUGCCAUUGUCGGGGACAGUUUGGGUAAAUUGGGAGAGAGCAGAAGGGUAACUGUUGGCGGUAAUUUAUGCGAAGCAUUUUACUCACAAUGGCAAAAAGAAAAAUCAUAUACUACAAUGCUUAGCUGCUUCUGUUGCUUGCUGGUGUCUCUUUGUUAGUUUUGUUGUAGUGAUCAAUUGUUGUAAUAUUUGUUUGGCAUCAUCAUUAUUAUUUUUUGACAAACAAAUACUCGUACAUAAUACUCUGGAGUAGUUUUUUAAUAGGGG